This is a messenger RNA of Malaya genurostris, 1328 nucleotides long. RefSeq lists its product as uncharacterized. The coding region runs from base 1 to 906 and encodes 301 amino acids. Lineage: Eukaryota; Metazoa; Arthropoda; Insecta; Diptera; Culicidae. The record is from RefSeq and is a predicted model, not a curated record. The transcript has 4 exons.
AUGGUGCAACAUUGGUUGCUUCUUCUGGCAACGGUUGCUUCACUCGGCACCGGAAAAGUGGCUCACAGAAGUUUGCCCGGUGACACAACCGUUGGCACGUUGUUUAGAGCUAAGCGUUUUUUGUUGUUUCCGAUAAAUGCGCAACUGUUGUUCACCGUGGCAGGAACAAAAGGCUUAAUUUUCAAAGGUCCGGGAGGCUACUUCGUACUGGCUGAGUUGGACCUUUAUCAUCCUCUCCCCGACUAUCGCUAUCGGAUAUCUUCGUUGAGAUUAGGUGAAACGGCUAUGCUGCCGGAAGAGGUGUCAAAAACGGGUCCUGUUAUGGUGUCAAAUCCUUCAUCUCCAACACCGCUUCCCUUGGAAAUGCAAACCGAACUUCACCAUGAUGAACCGGAACUGUCCUCAAUAGAGAUUCAACAGUAUCUGAAAGAUCAUCCCGAGACGUGGAUUCCAGCCGGCUACGAACAAGACCAGUCGGACUGGUCUCCUUACAAUCCAUCUCGAUAUGAUCGACCGACCCAUCUUCCUGUUGGUUAUGAAUUUCCGGAAGUGAAUGAUCCGUUCAAUACAAGUCGACAUCGUGAUUGGGAGCAUUUUUAUCACUACCGGGAGCGGCGAGAGCUGUACCAUUCUUUGGAGACGGAAAUUGGUGAAAGAUUCGAUUUCCCGAUGAAAUCUUGCAUUCUGAGAGCGAUUUGCGAAGUGCGCAAAUAUUUUUUACCACCGGGAAAAUCGAUGAUUAUGGACAUUAUUCAGAUUGUUUUCAGAAUACCGUUGCACGAAGAGCUUCAGGAUGAGUACAGCUCUGCCAUGAGGGAGGAGAGUCGUGAUUGUCAUAAAUUAUAUGGAAAAAAAUGUCCCAUAAGCAUCGUUUAUUUAAUCUUGUUCGGAAAAUUUGUUAGAUAAUAAAAUGUACACCGACUGCUAGAUAAUCUUCUUCCACUCACUUAAGGUUAGACACUGUUUUCCGCUUCCUCUGUACUGACAAGCAGACACGCUUCCUGUCAGUAUAAAUAUGAUGGAAGAUUCCGCCGGGAUUCGUUACCUGAUAUUCUCAAAGGUUAUUUUCACCCACCCCUGGAGCCAACGGGAAAAAGAGAUAGAAGUUUUGCGUUGAAAGUGAAUGUCGUAACAAGUAUUUUUUUCUUCAUGCUGAUAUCUGAAAGAGCUUUCCUAUAUCUUCAUGAGCUUGUGCUCAAAUACUAUUAGUCAGGUAAUUUUGAUUUGAAACCAUGAAUCAUUCGAUAGAUAGGAAUAAAGUUCAUUUAUGAUUCACGAAAGUAAUUUCAAUUUUUUUGCUCUGUGGAAAAAAAAAAUAAAAUCAAGAA